AUGUGUAUAAUCCUUAAGGGUGGAAUAUCUGAUUCUACAAAACAUUGGGCAGCGGAUUACCUGGUCAUCAACAACUUCAGUUCGGUGAAGAAGGUAGAGCUCUGUUUCUGGGGAAAAUUUCCAGUAGCACCCACUACUGGCCCAGGCGCUUUUAAGAACCGUGAUAACAUUCCACGGUACAAUGAACUAUUAGAUGAGUUCGAAGAAUCAGACACACCAUUAUACACCGAAAGGAGCCGCGUGUUCUUUAUGUGGAGCAAAUGCUUGUGGAUAGCAUAG
This is a messenger RNA of Sclerotinia sclerotiorum 1980 UF-70, 279 nucleotides long. RefSeq lists its product with no specific name. The record is from RefSeq and is a predicted model, not a curated record. Lineage: Eukaryota; Fungi; Ascomycota; Leotiomycetes; Helotiales; Sclerotiniaceae. Bases 1 to 279 code for a protein of 92 amino acids. The transcript has a single exon.